AAUAGUGCGCCAUUUUCAGGACACCCUGUAUAUUCAGGCUCGUUCUAAAUUCGGUUCUGCGAAUAACACUUGAAAGUCGAUUUGGUUUUGUUCUCGCCGCCCGCCCGAUUUUGGCGAUUGUAAAUUAAGGAAAAAAUAAUUAGAAAAACCAAUGAAGUAGCUCCAAAUUAUUUCCACCUAACCUCAAAAUGUCAAAAAGACAUGCUGAUGAAGGGUCGAGCGGGGGCCAACCCCCAAUCAAAAAAAUCCAUUUCGAACCUCAUCUUAUUGGACCUGUAUCCACUUUGGAGGAAAUGGAUAUCAAAGUACUACAAUUUCAAAACAAGAAAUUGGCUCAGAGAAUUGAGCAAAGACAUAGGACUGAACAAGAGUUAAGGCAGAGGAUAGAACAGCUUGAAAAAAGGCAAACACAAGAUGAUGCUAUGCUCAAUGUAGUCAAUCGUUAUUGGAAUCAGUUAAACGAGGACAUUCGUAUAUUGUUACAACGGUUUGACGCUGAGACUGCUGAUGAGUCGGAGAAUAAAAAUGAAAACGAGGCAACCACAUCGUUUUUAAUGCAGUUGUCGACUUGGGAUAAGGAUGAGUUGAAUGAUAAGUUAGCUAAUAGGGUGCAGGUAUCAAGAAGGGCAGUGGCAAAAGUUAUACAAGCUUUUGACAGGUUAAUGCAAAGAAAUGAGAAAAUUACACUUGCUCUGAAGGGAGAGGUAGAAGGCCAGGAUGCUCCACCAGUAGACGAAGUAAUAAGGCAAACAAACGUCCAACUGCAAGCGGAAAAUCGCAACUUACAAGCUCUACACACGACAUUACACGAAAAGUUCCACACAAACAGUUUAAAAGUGGCGGAGUUGCAAGAUUCCGUAACAGCUAAGGAAACCGAGACAGCGGAAUUAAAAAACCAAAUCGACGAUUUGCAAUACGAACUGGACAAAGUCAGGAUCAGAAACGACAAGUUGGAAACCCAUUUGGCCGAAGCUGUCGAGAAAUUAAAGACGUACCAUCAAAUGCAUGGCGAUCCCGAUAGCAUGGCUACCCAGGGCAGCAAAGAGGCCAAACCGCAGGUUCAACAAAGCGUUUCGCAAGCCAAGUUGGAGGAUUUGAUUAAGGAGGUUGAGGAGUACAAAGAGCUGGCCAACAAUCGUCUUCAGGAGCUGGAUAAGUUGCAUCAAACCCAUCGGGAGACAUUGAAGGAGGUUGAGAAGCUUAAAAUGGAUAUCCGUCAGCUGCCCGAGAGCGUGAUCGUGGAAACCACCGAAUACAAAUGCCUGCAAUCGCAAUUCUCCGUGCUCUAUAACGAAUCGAUGCAGCUGAAAACGCAGCUGGACGAGGCGCGGCAGCAGCUGCAGACCAGCAAGAACUCGCACCUGCGCAACAUCGAGAUGAUGGAGAGCGAGGAGCUGAUCGCGCAGAAGAAGCUGCGCCAGGAGGUGAUGCAGCUGGAGGACUUCUUGGCGCAGCUGCGCAAGGAGUACGAGAUGUUGCGCAUCGAGUUCGAGCAGAAUUUGGCGGCGAACGAGCAAACCGGACCGAUCAACCGAGAGAUGCGGCACUUGAUUACGUCGCUGCAGAACAACACGCAGCAGCUCAAGGGGGAGGUGCACAGGUACAAGAGGAAGUACAAGGAGGCCAAUACCGAGAUUCCGAAGCUCAAGAAAGAGAUCGAAGAUUUGAAAGCUAAAUUAGAGCAAGUCCAGGAAAGCAGGGAGGAUACCAAGGAAAAUAUAAAGCAGGAAGUUGUUAAGGAGGAAGAUACAUCUACGAAUGAGUCGAGUACGCAGGUUAAAGAAGAACCAUCCAGUGCUCCAGUUGUCAAAAAAGAAGAGGAAGAAGCUGAGCAAUCUGAAGAAGCUGAGGGCGAGAAGGACAAGGCAGGCACCGCGACUUCUCCAAACAUCAAAAAGGAAGUAAAACAAGAAAAGAAGGAAGUGAAGAAGGAGCCGGUCGUUAAAACCGAAAAAGAUCAUCGCGAAGCUCAAAGGGCCAAAGAAGCCAAAAUCGCGGAAAGCGACAUGAUCAGAGACUUGAAGAACCAGCUCAAGAAAGCUCUGAACGAUCAGAAGGAAAUGAAACUGCUGCUGGACAUGUACAAAGGCGUGAGUAAGGAGCAAAGAGAUAAGGUGCAACUGAUGGCGUCGGAGAAAAAGCUAAAAACCGAUUUGGACGAUUUGCGCCAGACGUUGAAAAAAAUCCAGGACGUGAAACGCGACGAUAAGCGUAAGCUGGCAGACGACGAGGCUUUAAAGAAGAUCAAGCAGCUCGAAGAGCAGAAAUACGAGCUGCAAAAGCAGGUCGCCAACCAAAAACCGUCGGACGGCAAUUGGGGCGGUCACAACGUGCUCCACCAGAUGCGACCUUUCGUGGGUUCGCACGAAGAAGAAGCGCUUCUAAACGAAAUGGAGGUCACCGGCCAGGCGUUCGAGGACAUGCAGGAGCAAAACUCGCGGCUCAUUCAGCAGCUGCGCGAAAAGGACGACGCCAACUUCAAACUGAUGUCGGAACGCAUUAAAUCGAAUCAGCUGCACAAGUUGGCACGCGAGGAAAAGGACGUUCUCAAGGAGCAAGUUUCGACUUUGACGACGCAGGUCGACGCCGCCAACUUGGUGGUGAGAAGGUUGGAGGAGAAGGAGCGGAUUUUGCAGAACACUCUGGCAACCAUGGAGAAAGAGUUGACUUUGAGGCAGCAAGCCAUGGAGAUGCACAAGAGGAAGGCCAUCGAGUCUGCGCAGAGUGCCGCCGAUCUCAAGUUGCAUUUAGAAAAAUACCAUUCCCAAAUGAAGGAAGCCCAGCAAGUGGUGGCGGAAAAGACGAGUUCCUUGGAGGCGGAAGCGUACAAGACAAAACGUCUCCAGGAAGAAAUCGCGCAACUGAAACGAAAGGCGGAGCGCAUGAAGAAGAUGGAGAUGGCCGGCACCACGUUGGACGAGGUGAUGAUGGAGGAGAUCAGGGAGUACAAGGAGACUCUGACGUGCCCCUCGUGCAAGGUCAAAAGGAAAGACGCGGUAUUAUCGAAGUGUUUCCACGUGUUUUGCUACGACUGUCUCAAAACGCGCUACGAAACAAGGCAGCGGAAGUGCCCGAAGUGCAACUGCGCGUUCGGCGCGAACGACUACCAUCGUUUGUAUUUGUCCAAUUAACUUUUUAUUUAUUUACAUAUGUAUAUGGAGUACGGUAAGGUUAUUUUUGUAUUAAUUGUAACGUUAUGUCAUCUUUUUUGUAAUAAAACAACUUUAGAUGUU
This is a messenger RNA of Brassicogethes aeneus, 3233 nucleotides long. NCBI's taxonomy places the organism in Eukaryota, Metazoa, Arthropoda, Insecta, Coleoptera, Nitidulidae. The record is from the annotation of a GenBank genome assembly.